AUGUGUUCACCGGUCGAUUUUUCUUUUUAUUCACCCUGCUAUAGGAAUACAAGGAAAAGAGAGGAAAAGGAAUAUCGUCUAUCAGCUACGGACAUUCACAACAUCCAUACUCAAGGCAAAGAUUAUGUUGGGACGAGAGUCAAACUUUCCUCCAUGUGUGUAUUUUCCACAUCAAGCGCACGCGCGACGAGACAGCGAGGCCGACAUGACACCAUUGCAAUUAAUGACAGAGACGUCACUUGUACAAUCUUCAAGAAUAAACACGCAUUCCUUUGAGCGGGUUUUUCCUUCAUAAGCCACAGUUCAUCAGCAGCGAAACUACAAAAC
Messenger RNA from Acanthoscelides obtectus, 327 nucleotides. Lineage: Eukaryota; Metazoa; Arthropoda; Insecta; Coleoptera; Chrysomelidae. The record is from the annotation of a GenBank genome assembly.